This is a messenger RNA of Caenorhabditis bovis, 213 nucleotides long. Lineage: Eukaryota; Metazoa; Nematoda; Chromadorea; Rhabditida; Rhabditidae. The record is from the annotation of a GenBank genome assembly.
AUGUUGACCAUGUCGGCGAGCCGCUCUCUAUUCAUUCUCGUAUGCGCCCUCAUCGUCGUCUACGCCAUCCCGGUGGCAGACGUCUACGGCAGCUACGAGUUCGACGAUCAAUCGCCAUAUUUGAUGAAUUUGCUCAAACGAACCGCAGUUUUUCUUCCCAACGGCAAUCAGGACAAAAUCAUCAAAGCGAUAUUGAAGAGUCGACGAUACUAG